GGCCCCUUUUGGGUGCAGCUUAGCUUCAGCUGGACUUUUACGUCAAUCACUCUCCACGAUGAAGCUUGUCGGUAAAUACGUCGACAAAAACGGGGCUGGCUAUGUCAGCCUCCGACCCGAGGAUGAUGAAGAUAUGUGGCAUCUCUACAACAUUAUACAACAAGGUGAUCUUGUGCGAGCACCAGCUAUUCGUCGCGUACAGAACGUAUCUGCUACUGGAUCUACGGAAUCUCAUCGUGUCAAGUUGAACCUCACCAUCCAGGUAUCCCGAGUCGAAUUCUCCUCAUCAGGAGCACCUUCGUCAUCAGCGGAUCAAGCUUCAUCUCCUAUGGGAUCUUCAUCUGCAGCACCCACAACCACUGCAGCAUUGCAUAUCUCUGGCCCUAUGGGCGCGUUUCAUACACUUGACAUCGAGGGUAAUCGCGAUGUACGCAUCGAGAAGGUUGACGGGUGGGACAGUGUGGCCCUUGCUCGCGUCGAGGAAUCUUGUGUGCCAGGACGCGGCGCGGAGGUAGGCGCAGUUGUGUGCGGAGAAGGUACAGCCGCGUUUUGUCUCCUUUCACAACACAUGACACUGGUCACCCAUCGAAUAUCGGUUCCCAUACCGCGCAAGGCUUCUGCGCCUGGAACGUCACAGUACGAGAAGGCGAUGGCGAGAUUUUACGCCAUACUCUACGAUGCAUUUGUGCGACACAUACCUUAUACGUCACCUAGUUUGCGGGCAAUUGUGCUUGCAAGCCCAGGUUGGGUGCGAGAAGGUGUUUUCAAUGCUAUGAUGGUAGAAGCCGGGAGGAGGGGGGACAAGACAUUAUCCAAGGCAUUGCGAGAAAAGACUGUGAAAGUACACGUUAGUAGCGCACACGUCCACAGUCUUGUUGAAGUUCUCAAGAGUCCAGAGAUCGUUGCACAGCUCAAGGAAACGAAAUUUGCGCGCGAGGGAAUAGUUCUUGAUAAGUUCUUCAAGAUGCUUGGUGUGGACGAGAUGCGCGCGUGGUAUGGUCCUGAUCACGUCCGUUUAGCGGCAGAUCGUGGAGCCAUAGGGACACUCCUCAUCUCCGACGAGCUUUUCCGUGCGAGUGACCCGAAGUUGCGGAAGACAUAUGUCGAACUCGUCGAAGGAGUACAACAAAAGGGUGCAGAAGUCGUCAUGUUCUCGAGCAUGCACGAAUCUGGUCAACAGUUGAAUCAACUGACGGGUAUUGCUGCCAUACUCACAUUCCCUCUCGAUGUCGAAGUCGUAGAGGCAGAAGAAAGAGAAGCCGGAGAGGAAGAGAGAAGACAACAGGAAACAAAGACGCUGGAUGGUGGUGGAUAA
Messenger RNA from Suillus subaureus, 1315 nucleotides. RefSeq lists its product as uncharacterized. Gene Ontology annotation, biological process: ribosome disassembly; nuclear-transcribed mRNA catabolic process, non-stop decay; nuclear-transcribed mRNA catabolic process, no-go decay. The coding region runs from base 59 to 1315 and encodes 418 amino acids. The record is from RefSeq and is a predicted model, not a curated record. Lineage: Eukaryota; Fungi; Basidiomycota; Agaricomycetes; Boletales; Suillaceae. The transcript is spliced from 8 exons. Gene Ontology annotation, cellular component: cytoplasm.